AUGAGGGAACGCAGGAAUGGGGGAAUAAGAGAAGGAGGGAAUAAGGGAAUGGGGGACCCGGUGAACGGUGAAACCGUGAACGGUGAAACCGGUGAACGAGUGAGCGGGGGAACCAGGGAAUGGGGGAACAGGGGGAUUGGGGAACCAGGGAACAGGGUAAAGGUAGAACUAUGGACUCAUCGAGCAGCUAAACUAAUAGUAACAGUCCUGAGCCUGAAAGGAACAACUGUUAAUCCUGUACACAAGAUUAGUCCACCGAGUGCCACCCGCGUUUCCCCACCUCCACCACCGAAUAAUAACAGGCAGAAAUGUCCAAGCUGUGGUGAAGGAGGCCAUCGUAGAUCCAGUUGUAAGUACCGAAAUCUUACUUGUCAUUCAUGUGGCAAACAUGGUCACAUUUCUCGUGCUUGCAAGUCACCAAAGUCAGUACACCAAGUCGAAGGAAGCCCUGAAAAUGAGGACACUUUCUCUGCAUCCCUAUAUAAGCUUGGUUCAAAUAAGCAGGCCAUCGUGACAUCUGUCGAAGUUCAAGGUCACCCUCUCUUGAUGGAAAUCGAUACAGGGGCCAGUAUCUCAAUUAUUUCUCAGGAAACAUAUAAGAAACAUUUCUCCAACAUUCCACUUGUACGCAGUCCCACCAAUUUACACACAUACACUGGAGGGAACAUCCCUGUUUGUGGACAAUUCUUAGCAGUGGUAAACUACCAAUCCCAACAAGCAAGUCUCCCUCUUACGGUCGUGGGUGGAUGUGGACCCUCACUACUAGGUCGUGAUUGGCUUCACAAGAUUAAGUUAAAUUGGCACGAGAUUCUGAAGAUCGAAGUGUCCUCCCCAGCUAUUCCCACCUCUAGCAAUCAGCGCCUGCAAGCUGCCAUUCAGCGACACCCUGCCAUAUUUCAACCGGGACUUGGCACACUUAAGGGAAUAACAGCCCAACUUGAAUUGAAGGAUGGUGCCAAGCCGAAGUUCUGUAAAUCCCGCCCUGUUCCAUAUGCCCUGCAGGGCGCAGUGCAAAAUGAAUACGAUCGUUUAGAGCAACAAGGCAUCAUUGAGAAAAUUGAAUACAGUGAGUGGGCUACACCCAUGGUCCAUGUUCCAAAAAGCGAUGGUCAAAUGCAAACCCGCUCAUGUGGUGAUUAUUCUGUUACCCUCAAUCCUUCCCUUAAGGUACCUCAGUACCCCAUGCCAGUACCCGAAGAUGUUUUCCGACAGUUGAGUGGGGGAAAACUGUUUACCAAAUUGGACCUUACCAAUGCCUAUCAGCAAAUGCUGCUAGAUCCCAAAAGCCAACAAUACGUCACCAUCAAUACUCACCGUGGCCUCUACAGAUACAAGCGCCUUCCUUUUGGCAUAGCGUCCUCACCUGCCAUUUUUCAGCGCACCAUGGAGAUAAUUCUACAAGGCUUGGAACAUGUCACAGUCAUUUAG
Molecule: messenger RNA, 1428 nt
Organism: Dendronephthya gigantea
Lineage: Eukaryota; Metazoa; Cnidaria; Anthozoa; Malacalcyonacea; Nephtheidae
Exons: 2
Coding region: 1-1428 (475 amino acids)
Biological process (GO): proteolysis
Molecular function (GO): zinc ion binding; aspartic-type endopeptidase activity; nucleic acid binding
Source: RefSeq, a predicted model, not a curated record